AUGCCAACUGCAAAAGAUGAUCUUCCUGAUUUUCGUGAAGCUUUUAGUUUAUUUGAUGAUCGUGGUGAUGAUAAAAUUCCAAAAAAUCUAUUUGGUGA
Molecule: messenger RNA, 98 nt
Organism: Rotaria sp. Silwood1
Lineage: Eukaryota; Metazoa; Rotifera; Eurotatoria; Philodinida; Philodinidae
Source: the annotation of a GenBank genome assembly